CAAGUAGCAACCAAUGAAAGAUAGGCAAUGGCUGCCUCUACAUAGAAUGGAAAGGUGUUGAUAUUGUAAUUUUCGAUUUAUAUUAAACGACAUUUAACGGAUUUAACCCUUUAAACUUUAUUCAGUGAGACUUUAAGAGCAAAGAAAAAAAUUACUGUUAUGUGAUUUAAUGGAGGCUGGGGGAGAUCAUGUGAAAAGAGAGGAUGGAGGAGAUUCUAAACAGCAAGAAAAUAUUCAUCUCCCCAUCUUAAGUGGUGAGCUGUCACACACUGUCCAUACUGAUGAAAACACUACUAUAAUAAGUGAUAUAAAUAGACCUAUUAUUGAUCCCAGUAAUGACACUAAAAAGUCUGUAAAAACACUUAAUGAAGAUGCUACACAGAGUGUAAAGGAGCUCAAGGAGGGACAUGUUGAACUGGAUAACAGAGCUCUUUCUCCUUGUUCAUAUUCAAAUAGUGAGACUUCAGAGAGAGAAAUAACCCUUGAACCGCUAAGUCCAAAUGCUGAAUUUUCUUCAUCAUCUGUGCAGCAACCAUUAGAUGAUUUGUCCACAAGUAUCCCAGCAGGUCCUUCUGAUGAUAGAGAAGACAUAAGUGAUGGUGAGUUGGAUAUAGAUUCUGCAGAAAAUUUGGAAGGGGAUUCCAAUAAAAAUUCUGAUCAUGUUUUUCAAGAAGCAACUAAUGAGGAUGUUUCUUUGGAUACCUCUUGCCAGGCACAACCUCUGGUGGCCAAUGAUGAUACUAGAGGAACAUUGUCCAGUGAUGAUAGGGAAAUAAUUGAUCUCAAACUUGAAGAUGCCAUAGGUAAAAGUGAUGAAGGUGCAGAUGACAUCAACAGAAGGUCAAAAGGCCCUAGUGAGGAUCUUGAAGCAGUUUCAGAUGACGAACUCCUGCCUGAAACUUCUCAGGCACCAAAUGAUGCGACUGCUGUGUCUAACACAGCAUUAAUGAGAGAGGAGGUCAGUUCUGAAGAUGAAGUCAGCGCCACAAAUGCACAAUGUGACAUUGAUCUGCCUCAGGAAUUACCUAAUUUUUCUGGUGGCUUGAUAGAUCAGCAAACAGCAUCAUUUGACCAGACUGAUUCGUUUUCUCAUCUUAGCUCUGAAAAUGUAAAUAAUCUUCCAGUCUUAGAGGCUGAACCGAUUUCUGAUGAAGAAGAUAUGGAGCAAGAAGAAAAUGUUCUUGGGCUGGAUGGUGAUGGUGAAGCUGGUGAAAUCCAUAGCCCUCCUCCGAUUCGUUCUCCUGUUUCAGAAUCUGGAGGUCUCUUGGGAGAAGUAGAACCCAUAUCAGCUGAAGAAAGUAGUGAUACUGAUGGUGAAUUGCCCAGUGGGGAUGAAGACUCUGCACAGGAAUUGAUUCCUGGAAAAUCAAAUAAUAAUUUUGAAUCUAUUGAAUCAGAUGAAGAUGGUAAUAUUGAUGAGUUCUCUCAAACACAUACAUUACCCAAAACUGGGCAUAGACAAAAGAAAAAUGAUUAUAUGGAAACAAUUUCUGAUGAAGAGAUUUCAGAAAGUGCUCCAGAGCUUUCUGUUUCACAUCAAGUUUCAGCUCAGACAUUAGAUGCCUCUUACCAUCAAACUAGUCCAGUUAUAAAAGAUGUUGAGAUGGAGAAAAAACAAGUAACCACAAACUUCAACGAACACCAGGUCGAGCUGGAUUAUGAAGAAAAUGAUGGUGAUGAAGGGGAGAGCAAAAUAGAGGAGGUUCCUGCUGAACCCAAAGUAAUAAAAGAGGGGGCCGAAGAAGAAGGUGAACUAGAAGAGGUUUGUGGUACAGAUAAAGAUGAAGGUGAAUUAAGUGAUGAUGACUGCGAGGAAGGAGAAAUCAAAGAGCCUGGAAGUAAGAAACCUUUUGUCAAGCCAAUGUGUAGGUUUUUUCAGAGAGGAAACUGCACCUGGGGAGUAAAUUGCAGAUUUCUACAUCCUGGUGUCAAUGAUAAAGGAAACUAUCAGAUGAUUGAAAUACCUGGAUUCAAACCAAUAGGAAUUAGAGCAAGAAUAGGAAUACCAGGUCAAUGGCCAGAGCAACCAGAAGAGCCCAUUGAACUACCACCACCUCCCAUUCCAGACAUUCCACCUGUAGAAACAGCAUGGGAACGAGGACUUAGAAUAGCAAAAGAGCAAAGAAAAAAGGCUAAUGAAAGAAAAGAACUUGAGCCAGACUUUGAAGAGAAACGUUUAAAUUUAUCUGUUGAUGAGGAACGAGAAUUGAAUAAAGAAAAUGAACGUAUGCCUAAAAUAGUUGCUAAGGACCCUUAUUAUGAUCAGCAGGCGUUUGAAGAAGACGAGUAUUAUAAAAUUUCCAGGGAACCAGCAUGGCAGACUGGACAUUAUGAAAAUUUUGAAGUUCGGUAUCAUAGAGAAAAUUCUUUUUCACCUCCUUACCGGGACAAGCCACUUAUGUUGCCACCUGCUAGAUUCACUCGUCCAUAUAGUCCUCCUAUAGAUAAAUUUGGUAGAGACAGGGUAGAAAGGAGGGAACCUUUCCGGCCAGACCCCAUUCCAUCAUCUACUUUACCAGCAGACUAUCCCUCCCCAUUAAAGCGACCAGAUGAAUGGACAGAUCCUUGGAGAAGAUCCAAGACACCCCCAGCGCUCAAACCUAAGAUCAGAAGUCACUCCAGGGGAAGAAGAGCCCAUAGAUCUAUCAGUGAUUCAUCUAAUUCAUCAAGAUCAAGUUCUGGGUCAUCUUCAGGAUCAUCCCACAGCAGUCGUUCUUUAAGUGGAUCCUCUCGCAGCUCAAGAAAAUGGAAACAAAACAUAUCUAGAGUAUUAACUAUAGCACAGAAGAAAAAAAAACGCCGCUCAAGAUCUGUAGAACCUGCGCCUCCAGGUGUUGAUAGACAUGACCGCUACAUUUCACCCUCCAGGGAGCCACCAAGAAGUUCUGUGGCUGUACGAGGACGUGGGGGAUACAACAGCUAUGACCAAAACUAUUACAGAAGCAACCGUGGCUAUGACCGCUCCAGAGGCUCGAUGGGAGGUGGAUACCACCAGCGUGGAUAUCAGCAGCGUGGUGGAAACAGCAACUAUUACAACAAUUACAACAGUGGAGGUGGAGGUUACCCAGACAGGGACAUGAGAGACAGAGGUCGAGAUGAUAGAAUGGGACGAAACAGAGUAAGAUCACCACCUGAUCGACCAUUACCUUAUGUCAGGCCAAGGCCAAAGAGUGCAAGUAGUCGGUCUAGCUCCAGCAGGUCUCGCUCUAGGUCAAGAGGGAGAUUCAUCUCCUCUCAUUCCAGGUCUAGCUCUGGAAGCUCUCGAUCUAGCAGCUCCUCCAGUUCUUCUGCAGGCAGCGCUGACUCUGAGCAUCUAUACAGAGAUCUUGGACCUCCUUCCAAAAAUUCUAGAGUACCUGCAUUGGCAAAGAAAAAGAGAACCAACAGUCACAAAGAACAUCCUAAAGGUCUUGAGUUACUCCCUCAGUCAGUUCCUCAGAGAGGUCAGCCUCCAAUCCCCCAUUCACCUGUCAGUUUAGACCGCAUUCCACACCCACGUGAUCCUAAACCUCAGCCAAACUCUGGAAGAAAUGAUUCAAAAUAUGCCAGCCGUAAUGCACCUCAGGUUCCUGUAAAGGCUAAGGAUCCUCUUAAAGUUGUUGGUCAGAAGUCCAAUAUCAAAUUGACUCUACUGCCUAAGCAACAACAGCAGUCAUUGGGAAACAGACCCAAUCCUUUAGAUUCUCCUCCUCACUCUAACAAACGACGAAUGUCAGAUAGAGACGCUUCACCUCCACCUGCGCCAGCUCCAAAACGACUCACUCUGCCAUUACCUCAAACAUCAGCUUUAAGGAUUGCUACUGAAAAAGCUGCUAAGAUUCAGAUCCAUCAAGACAAAGCUAAGUCUCCACCUCCAGCAUCUGUACCUCUGCCACCUCCACCCUCUGGCAAUGCAAGAUCUAAACUGCCCAACUCUCCUCAAAAGCAGCCUAGUAGUAAUAAGUCCAGAGCAGCAGAGCCUGUGGUGGCCAAAGCAGUUCCCAAAGUGCCAUCGGCAAGUGCACCUACUGCGACUGCAACAGGGGCCAAGGCAAAGAAAAGCAUGUCCUCCCGACGUGAAGAACUACUUAAACAGUUGAAGGCUGUUGAGGAUGCUAUAGCAAGGAAAAAGUCCAAGCUUCAAUGAUGGCACUCUGUUGUUUCAGUUCUUGAUAUUUAUUCUGGAUGGUGAAACUGGUUAUUCAAUUACUUGUGAUGUUUGAAAUGUGACAAUGCACUUUUUUGUUUUCAUUUUUCAAUAGUGACAAGGCUUGGGUGAUUUUUUUGGGAUAUGAUGGGCAUGAUGUGAGUUGACAUUUAAUAUUGGCAUGUUUCAUGCAUAGUAUGUGAAUAAAUGAUUGUAUGUGGUGUAUGUAAUGCUAUGACACUUGAUCUAUGUAUAUAAAUAUGUGUAUAAAAUAAAAAGAGAAGUGUGAUGAGACACGUGUGUUCAGUAGUUGAGGAAUGGUGCCUUGCUAAAUAAAUUGUACCUUUUUUUUUAAUUGACAUUUUUUUUUUUAAUUUGCUUGUGUGAAUAUGGUAGCAUCUUGUGCUCUAGUUCACUCUAUUUCUUGUAGUAACCAUUCUAUUCUAUCACAUAUCUAAGAGGAAUAAAAUGUAAUUUGUAUUGAUAGAUUUUUUAAAUUCUUUGUUUACUUUUUCUCUCUCACCAUUUGACUAUUGUGUUUCUCUAAAUUCCUUUUCUUCUUAACAUUAAGACCAAAUUUAUGUCCAAUGUAGAUAUAUAUAUGCACUUGCUAAUUUUUUGUUUUUGUUUUCGAACUGGUUAAUAUAUCACUUGGAAAUGUUAGUGACAAUUUUUUUUGUUUUAUUUCAUUUACUUCUAUUCAUCCUGUAUAGAUACCCCCAUAUGCUUGAAUAGCCAGAUGUAGAGUUGCAUCAGCGUUCACUUCACCUACUAUGUAGGAUGAAAGAUAGUCAUCUUCUUUGACUUAUAGAUUUACAGAUAGUGUUCAAUCUUCAUUAGAAGAUGUUCAAAUCUUUGUCAAAAACUUUCAUUUUAAGUAGAAAAAAUGUUUUCAUUGUUCCUGCCAACAUCAGGAAAGAUAAGAGUUUAUAAUGAAUUAGUAAUCUUGGUUUUUUUUUUAAAUAAAGAAAUGUUGAUCCAGUCUUGUAAAUAGAAGCAAGAAAGUACAGGUGACUUAAAACAUUUUUUUUCUUGACAUAGUUAAUAUCUUCCUGUUACUGUCAUCCAAAUGGAUACUUUCAGCCAUUACAAUAUAUUUCACGAGUGAUCAAGAUAUGUUUUCAGUGCUCAAAGACAUACUAUGGAUUAUUUGAUAAUAAACAUCAUUUUCUGAAUGAAA
This is a messenger RNA of Biomphalaria glabrata, 5306 nucleotides long. RefSeq names its product zinc finger CCCH domain-containing protein 18-like. NCBI's taxonomy places the organism in Eukaryota, Metazoa, Mollusca, Gastropoda, Planorbidae. The record is from RefSeq and is a predicted model, not a curated record. The transcript has 20 exons. Bases 170 to 4126 code for a protein of 1318 amino acids. Gene Ontology annotation, molecular function: metal ion binding.